AUGACUUCUGUACAUUCGGCGGGUCCAUCAAUGCAAGUGUACAGCACCGAAGUCACCCUCAUUUUCCCUUCCCUACGCUUUUUGUUCAUUUUCGGAACGGCUGGCAACGUCGCUGUGCUCACUUAUGUUUUCUUUGUGACAAGAUCCUUACGAUCCUCAGUCACUGCUUUGGGAAACACAUUCGUCUACAUGGUCGUUUUGUCGGGAGUCGAUCUUUUGGUCACAAUGUCAAUUCCAUUUCAUUUAUCAGAGCUUUCGAAUAAGAUCUGUUCCUCUUUCAUCCUAACAGCUCUAGGUUUUGAUCGAUACAUGGCGAUCUGUCAUCCGGAAGUGAAACGGGUUCACCAAAUGCGUCAAACGGCAGCCAUUGUGACUGGGAUGAUCUGUAUCUCGGCAAUCCUAAUUACGCCCGUUGUCUUCUCAGCCUAU
This is a messenger RNA of Mesorhabditis belari, 429 nucleotides long. The record is from the annotation of a GenBank genome assembly. Lineage: Eukaryota; Metazoa; Nematoda; Chromadorea; Rhabditida; Rhabditidae.